AUUAUGUUCCUAUUCGCUCCAAAUUUCACAUCAUGUUAUUUCUAAAGAUUUAGAGAGUAAACCUUUUAUCGUUCAUAAAAUCCAAGUAAUUACAGUAGCUAGAGAGAGAAUGAGAGAGAUGAUGGGAGAGGAGGAUGAGAAAAACAUGGCAGCUUGGCUGUUUGGUGUUAGAACUCUUCGGAUUCAGCCCUACACCCUCCCCCCACUCGGCCCUGCUGAUGUCAAAGUUAGAAUCAAGGCACUUGGCAUCUGUGGCAGUGACGUUCACCACUUUAAGCACAUGAGGUGUGGGAAUUUCGUGGUGAAGAAACCUAUGGUUAUCGGCCACGAGUGCGCCGGGAUUGUAGAACAAGUGGGGCGGCGCGUGGAGGGGUUGGCGGUGGGCGAUCGGGUGGCGCUGGAGCCCGGGAUUAGCUGCCGCCGCUGCCACCUUUGCAAAGACGGCCGCUAUAACCUCUGCCCCAAUAUGAAGUUCUUUGGUUCUCCCCCCACUAAUGGCGCUUUAUCUAAUCAGGUAGUGCAUCCUGCGCAUUUGUGCUUCAAAUUGCCUGAUAAUGUGAGCUUGGAAGAAGGGGCAAUGUGUGAGCCGCUAAGUGUUGGCGUCCACGCGUGCAGGCGAGCCAACAUUGGUGCACAAACCCGGGUGUUGAUCCUCGGUGCGGGGCCCAUCGGCCUUGUCACCAUGCUGGCUGCCCGUGCCUUCGGGGCCCCGAGAAUCGCUGUGGUUGAUGUAGAUGACUGCCGCCUCACAUUCGCCAAAAAUCUAGGCGCGGACGAAACCAUUCGAGUCUCACCAGUCAUCGCGGACGUGGACAAAGAAGUGGAGGAAAUACGCGAAAAAAUGUGUGGCACGAUCAAUGUGAGCUUCGACUGCGUUGGUUUGGACAAGACCGUGUCAACGGCACUGCAAGCGACGAGCGCGGGUGGGAAGGUUUGCCUCAUUGGGUUAGGACAAACCGAGAUGACCGUGCCCAUUGCUGCUGCAUCUGCAAGAUACAGGAACACAUGGCCAUUGUGCAUUGAACUCAUUGCAAGUGGCAAAAUAGAUGUGAAGCCUUUGGUGACACACAGGUUUGGGUUUAGUCAAGAGGAGUUGGAGAAAGCCUUUGAGACUAGUGCUGCUGGUGGUCAUGCCAUCAAGGUCAUGUUCCAUCUUUAAUACUACUAAAUAAAUUAAGGUGUAAUUAUAAUGAUGAUGAUGAUGCUUAUACUUUGUAUAUAAAAAGGAAUCUUAUACUCCCUCCGUCCAAAAUUAAUGUUCCCAAUUUGACCGGGCACGCAGUUUUAGGUGAAGUAAAAAGUGUGGUUGACUUUCCCAAAAUACCCCCUCCUCUUCCUCCGUCACUCAACCAGACUUCUUACCUUAAUUCCUCCUCCCAAACCCAGACCAAUCUUAGCAAAAACACCAAAUGAACAUGAACAGUGCCACGAAGAACAAAAUCAAAGAAGCACAACAAAAUCAAAGCGAAAACAGCAACAGGUACUGAUGAACAUGAACAGUGACACAAAAUCUAAGUUUGGCUCAAAUCGAAGGAGGCAUCAAUUGGAAUGGAAAUCCAGCUUUAGCCCUUGAAUGAGCAUCCCAAGUCGCUCAUAAUCCCCCACAAAUUUCCUUCGAAACGAGCUUGAACAGAGGUUGAUUAAACCAACAAUUGUCGCGGAUGAACAGUACACCGAGAUGGUUGACCUGCGAUUCUUGUCCAAUCCAGCACCAUAAUCAAGAAAUUAAACUGAGGAAGGGAUUCCUUGGUCCAAAACGAUCAAAGAGCUCGAAAGAUCGUAUCAAUAACACAAGAAAAUCAAGAGGAAUCAGGGCUAUUCAAUUGCGAUGAACAGUGUACGAGACUUGUUCAAUUGCCGACUUUAGAGAGAGAAACACAUGCGAUUCCAGGA
Messenger RNA from Cuscuta campestris, 1893 nucleotides. Lineage: Eukaryota; Viridiplantae; Streptophyta; Magnoliopsida; Solanales; Convolvulaceae. The record is from the annotation of a GenBank genome assembly.